This is a messenger RNA of Euleptes europaea (tarantolino), 1605 nucleotides long. RefSeq names its product solute carrier family 37 member 3 (gene SLC37A3). The record is from RefSeq and is a predicted model, not a curated record. NCBI's taxonomy places the organism in Eukaryota, Metazoa, Chordata, Lepidosauria, Squamata, Sphaerodactylidae. Gene Ontology annotation, biological process: transmembrane transport. The transcript has 14 exons. Gene Ontology annotation, molecular function: transmembrane transporter activity. Gene Ontology annotation, cellular component: endoplasmic reticulum membrane. Bases 17 to 1531 code for a protein of 504 amino acids.
AACCAGAAGGAAAGCUAUGCCGGGAUCUUUGAGGCGGCCGCCUGCAAACAGGGUCCUUGUGUCACAGUUCACGCAUCACCAUGUUGCCGUGUUCCUGCUCACAUUCUUCAGUUACUCUCUCCUCCACGCCUCCAGGAAGACGUUCAGCAAUGUCAAGAUCAGCAUCUCCAGCCAGUGGACCCCCUCCAGCCUUAAUGACACCGCCCUACAACUUCAGCCCUAUGAGCUGUGGAACAGCAGCCAUUUAUUUCCCGACACCGGAGAAGCCACACUCUUCCUUGGGACGCUGGACACCAUCUUCCUAUUCUCGUACGCUGUGGGGCUCUUUGUCAGCGGGAUCGUUGGGGAUCGUCUGAAUAUGCGAUGGGUUCUGUCGGUCGGCAUGUGCUCCUCCGCGUUGGUGGUGUUUGUUUUUGGGACUGUCACGGAAUGGCUGCACUUCUACAACAAAUGGUUUUACUGCUGCCUGUGGAUCGUGAAUGGCUUGCUGCAGUCCACCGGCUGGCCCUGCGUGGUGGCUGUCAUGGGAAACUGGUUUGGCAAAGCUGGGAGGGGGUUUGUGUUUGGCCUCUGGAGCGCCUGCGCAUCAGUCGGCAACAUCCUGGGAGCGUUCCUCGCGUCCUCGGUUCUGCAGUACGGCUAUGAGUAUGCUUUCUUGGUGACGUCCUCGGUACAGUUUGCUGGCGGAGUCGUUGUCUUCUUCGGCCUCGUGACUUCUCCCAAAGAAGUAGGCCUCCCCGAGGUUGGCGAAGAGGGUGCUGGUGGCGGGGCUGCCGAAGAAGAUGCCAACGAGCCUUUGAUGGGCAGGAGCGAUGAUGAUGACGAAGACGAUCAGAAUUAUACCAUUCAGGCCGCUGAUCCGAGCAGCGGCCCCCGGCCCAGGGCCAUUGGGUUUUUCCAGGCUUGUUGCCUGCCUGGUGUGAUAUUGUAUUCCUUGGCCUACGCCUGCUUGAAACUGGUGAACUACUCCUUCUUCUUCUGGCUGCCCUUCUACCUCAGCAGCAACUUUGGAUGGAAGGAGGCGGAAGCCGACAAGCUCUCCAUUUGGUAUGACGUCGGAGGGAUUAUAGGUGGCACCAUCCAAGGCUUAAUCUCUGACGUGCUGCAGAAGAGAGCGCCGGUGCUGGCUGUUAGCCUCAUCUUGGCUGUUGGGUCUCUCGUUGGAUACAGCCGGUCACCAAACAGCAAAGUCAUCAAUGCAGUUAUCAUGGCUGUUACAGGCUUCUUCAUCGGCGGUCCUUCCAACAUGAUCAGUUCAGCCAUUUCUGCUGACCUGGGACGUCAGGAAAUGGUGAAGGGAAGCAGCGAGGCUUUGGCGACUGUGACGGGGAUCGUGGAUGGGACCGGCAGCAUUGGAGCGGCUGUGGGUCAGUACCUGGUGUCCUUGAUCCAAGAGAACUUGGGAUGGAUGUGGGUUUUCUAUUUCUUCAUUUUAAUGACGAGUUCGACAGUCCUAUUCAUCUCGCCAUUGAUCGUGAGGGAAAUAAGUGCGCUCCUGAGAGAGAGGUCCACACGCAGGUUGGCUGCCUGACUGCCCCCGGUCACCAUUAAAUGGAGCUCUUCAAGGAAGGCCAGCGAAGAGAGAGUGGUUAUCGGAAUUUCCAG